AUGAAACAAUUAGAAGAAGUCUUGCGUCAAGCACGCGAACUUAUUGAUAAGGGCAAAGCCCUGGCAUGCACUGACAACGAUGAAGGUGAGAUCUUGCGCCAGGCACUCAAGACUGCUGAAAAGGGGAAAGCUCCAGCCCACGAUGACACUGGGGGAAGUAGGAAGAAAACUCCAGGCAAGGCGAGUUGGAAGCCACUACCUGCUCAGCCUCUUUCCCUUAAGAAGGGUGCUACGACCUCCGAUGCAGGAACGCCCUGCAAGGAUGUGAUGGAACCACCCCAACCACCCCCAAGAUUCCCCGCACUUAGGGAUAUGAUCGAUCAGAUGAGGCACACUCGGGACUUGGAGGAUAGACUCCGACGGUGGGUGAGUCACGGACUCACUGCCCCCUUACCUGCUAUAGCACCAGUGGAGAUUCCCCCACCACAGUACCACCUUUAUCCUCCGAAUCAACCGGCGAAUGCAGCAGCCCAUUUCCCUCCGUAUCCCAUGGAUGGGGACGAGUAUGAGAACAGCCCACCUAGGGGCCCAGUAGUCGAUGCACUGGCACCCCCACUAGUACCACCACCGCAGGAGCCAGCCGAUGAGCCCGAGGUACCUAGGCGGUACCGCAUCCGCCUAGAGGAUUACGGACAGCCCUUUGCCCUACCAGAGAAGGACAUGAUGGGGCCAGAAAUUAUGCUAGAAGACCCACCUAUUCCCCCAGCCCUCCCAGCGCCAGCAGACAACGACAUUCCCAUCAUAGAUGUAGAGGAGGAGGAGGAUCCAGAGGAGGACCCCGAGGAGGAUCCAGAGGAGGACCCCGCAGGCUUUCAGGAUUGGGAGAAUGAGGACUCAGCAUUGUUGGGAGACGGCUCUGUCACUGACUCAUCCUAG
Messenger RNA from Salvia miltiorrhiza (redroot sage), 876 nucleotides. RefSeq lists its product as uncharacterized. The transcript has 3 exons. Lineage: Eukaryota; Viridiplantae; Streptophyta; Magnoliopsida; Lamiales; Lamiaceae. The record is from RefSeq and is a predicted model, not a curated record. Bases 1 to 876 code for a protein of 291 amino acids.